AUGUCUUUUUGCUUCGUAACACCGGCUCAAGCACGUUCGGUUGAAUACUUUGUGCAGUGUACCUCGGGGGGGAAUAUGGGACAAUGGACUUGCAAGCUCUGUACUGGUCGAACAUUCGCUGACAUAACCAAGCACAGCAAAUUAAAGACUCACAUCGACCGAGUCCGCGUGGAGCUGGAAAGCCGAUCAGUCACUGUGCCUCCUCCAGGUUUAGCCUCCCGCGCCUCUCAUGGCACCUUGGCCAACAGAGGCGCAGAUCCUUCUGCCACUGUCCAUGAAGAUGCCGAUGCCGGGCUUCCCGGCAUCGGCAUAUUCGACGACGGCAUCGAAGCUACCCACACCCACGACCUAUUGGAUGAGCCCAACGGGUCAUCCGAUGAGCUUGAUUCCCUCUACGGCUCCUCCCCUCCAAAAGAUGUGGACUUCCCCGAAUCAGAUUCCAGUGUGGACCUACACGACCUCCUUGAUGGCACUUCCAAUUCAGACACAUCCUCCACCGCACCCCUUCCCGAGGAUGAACAAAGAGCGCUCACGGACGCUUGGCUACCCUGGUACCCUCUUCGAAAGAAAGAGCAUGCUGCCGCGAUGAUGAUGUUGGGCACGGGGCGUAACCUAAUGUCCACUGCAGAAUAUACACGUAUACGCACUAUCCUGAGAAACAUCCUAGACGUCUUUCUACCCGACCUUGGUACACGCGCAACCGCCUCCACCCGUCUCCGUGCCAUGUUCAAAGAGAAAGUGAUCCGACAAGGGCUAGGGCAGCACUUACCAAGCGCUUUUGGACCUAAGCACACAGUCAAGGUUUCAUUCCCAAAAGGCACGGCCGGUAGUGAUGAACCCCCACGUGAGCUCUUGAGCAAGUGGCCCAAUGAAAAGUGGAAGAAGGCGUUACAGGUCACCCUCGAAAGCGGGCAAAAAGCGCUCGAAGGCACAUUUAUUCUAGUUGAUUUCAACCCGGCACCCACCAGGCCUAUAUGUGUUGGAAGAGUCAGUGCGAUUUGGCAACAGGUUGGAUCCAUGGAUGUUGCUCUCCAAGUGAAAAAGUGCAAACUUAUACCAGGACUCGACCCAUUUUAUGGUAUGAGAGAACUUCAAGAGACCUCAGGUCACACUUGGAUUUGCACCCAACGAUUGGAAGCAAAGAACAAACGCCCAGAAGUGACACACAAGGCCUGUAAUUCAUUCAUAUUAAAUGCCGGUGCUCAUUACUCGGCAGAAUUCCACCGAAACGUCACCGGCGCUGUGUGGUCUGCCCUCACCGCCGACGAAUGGAAGGGGUCCAUCACCGAAGGGCUUUCUGUGUGGUACAAACGUUGUCCACCAAAAGAUAUCGACAUGGAUGGUUCCGAUGAAGCACACCCCGAGGAUGAUGACCCUCUGUAUUGUCCUUUCGUUUAUCCUGGAACUAUACGUUAUUCUUUCAACAGUUACACCCUUGAACACGCAGUCACCUUGAUCUCGUUUGGCGCAAUGAGCGAUUGGGAUGAUCUGUUUGGCGAAGAAAUGAAUGUUGACAAGGACGAUUUGGGCGCCCAGCAACCAAGGGAAACAACUCAAUUGAGACCGUCAAAUAGCGCGAUGUCGAUUACGGCUACGGCUGACUCCCCCCAGACCGCUCCUGCCACUCUCUUCCGUCCACCACUGCAACGAAACCCACCGGCCUCAGCGUCGUCACGCGCCUCAGCAUCACGCGCCAGUGUUAAGAAGUAUGCUGACCUUUUGAAACUCACAAAGGAGAACCAAGAGGUUUUGCAGAAGAUGAUCGACAACACACUCCCCGGCGAAGAAUAUUUGGGUACGCUGUCCUACCUCGUCUUUGCGUGUCAAGAAUCAAAAGGCCUUUCUGGUCCAAAGUGGGUACCCGGAAAGGUGAUCCGGGACGCUUUCAAAGACGUGGUGGCCGAAAUCAUAUUUCGCCCGGACCUUCAGGCGUACAGCAAAACUGUUGCUGAUGAUCACACCACCAUGGUUCAAAGUUUGGAGGUACUCACUUUUAAGUACCUCAAAGGUCUCAAGGCCGAAUAUAUUGAUGAGCAUGGCCCUGGUGAUUAUAUCGCGGGUGAGGCAUGUAUUCCUACAACGGCGAUGUACUUAUUCAUCAAGGACACGUUGAAGAAUCAGCGCAGCAAGGUGCGCUCCGCGCUCCUCCACAACAUCCUGGGCGUUCCAGAGGGAAGUAUACUCAAGGUACCCGCUGCCAAAUCGAUGGCACUCCAGGUCGGCCGAAUGUUUAUACCCGAGGUACGAGCUCUGGAUGACUCUGAUGCGUUGGCAAAAUUGGGGCGGGCUAAGGUCAAACGGAUUAUGUUCAUGCGAUAUGUCACCGUGUACUACUACCUCAACCAAACAGAAAACAAGAAGCGCUGUCAAUGGACGCUGAUGGACGAAGUGCUGGCUGACCUUCGCGCCAGGCCCGCGAGCGAUGCGUCUUUGUACUUUGCUCAAAUUGCGCGUUAUGACCGAGAGGCAUUUACUGGCCAGCGGACUUGGUCCACAAUCAAAGCUUCCGGCCUCCCAGCACCCUUUGUCGAUCAGGUUUUAGUGGCCGGACAAGGCAACAAUAACGCGCUUGCAAGUGCCGCGGGUAAUGAUAAUCAGGUUGGGAGCAGUGGGUCUGGUUUUCAGGGUCUGGAGGAGGCGGCUGUGGAGGAGGAAGAACAAAACCCUUCUCACCUGGAUUAA
This is a messenger RNA of Melampsora larici-populina 98AG31, 2682 nucleotides long. RefSeq lists its product as uncharacterized. The transcript is spliced from 16 exons. NCBI's taxonomy places the organism in Eukaryota, Fungi, Basidiomycota, Pucciniomycetes, Pucciniales, Melampsoraceae. The record is from RefSeq and is a predicted model, not a curated record. Bases 1 to 2682 code for a protein of 893 amino acids.